GAAUGCAUUCUGCGGUCACGUUGAUGUGAAGCUCCCGAAUGCGACGUGCGAAAGUCAGCGAUUCUACAUUAGUUUAAUUGAAAUUACCUAUUGCAACCCAAUUUACUUAAUUUUGACUACAAUGAGCGAAGAAUUCAAGCUGCCUAAGCGCUCACGCAAGCGUACCCGCGAUGUGAAGCGUAAGGCGCGCCCCGAACUCGAUGGCGAUAACGCAUGGAUCGCAAUGCGGUAUUAUGAGAAGUUUGAGCCAUUUUGGGACUUUGUGGAUAACCUGGAACGCAUCGAGAAUGCAACCGUAACAUGUGAUGAAUUCAUUGAGCGCUUCGAGCGACCCUAUCUGCCCGUCAUUAUUACUGGAUGUGCCGACGGUUGGCUGGCGCAAGAGAAAUGGACGCUCUCGCGCCUGGCCAAAAAGUAUCGCAACCAGAAAUUCAAGUGCGGUGAAGACAACGAAGGUUAUAGCGUCAAGAUGAAGAUGAAAUAUUAUGUGGAGUAUAUGCAGGGCACACGGGACGACAGUCCGCUCUACAUAUUCGACAGCAGUUUUGGCGAGCAUCAUCGCCGUCGCAAACUGCUCGAAGAUUAUGCUGUGCCCAAGUAUUUUCGCGAUGAUCUCUUCAAGUACUGUGGCGAGGAUCGUCGUCCCCCAUAUCGAUGGUUUGUGAUGGGUCCUGCUCGCUCCGGCACGGGGAUACAUAUCGAUCCGUUGGGCACGAGUGCGUGGAACACUUUGAUACGUGGCCACAAGCGUUGGUGUCUGUUUCCUACGCAUACGCCCAAGGAUCUGCUAAAGGUGACGAGUGCUAUGGGUGGCAAGCAACGUGACGAGGCCAUCACCUGGUUCAGUACCGUCUAUCCGCGCACUCAACUCCCCUCGUGGCCGCAGGAAUACAAACCCAUCGAGGUGCUACAACGUGCAGGUGAAACUGUUUUUGUGCCCGGCGGCUGGUGGCAUGUGGUGCUCAAUUUGGACGACACGAUCGCCAUUACUCAGAACUUCUGUAGUUUCACCAAUUUCCCUUGUGUGUGGCACAAGACGGUGCGCGGUCGGCCCAAAUUGUCGCGCAAGUGGCUGCGUGUGUUGCGGGAUCAGCGACCGGAGUUGGGACAGAUUGCCGACAGUAUUAAUAUUAAUGAGAGCACUGGCUUUGCCUCGGACAGCUCCAGCAAUUCCAGCUCCUCAUCGUCCUCGAGCAGUUCGUCAUCGUCGGAGAGCGAAGCGGAUGCCGAUUCAAAUACGGAUAGCGGCCAAGAAAGUUUGACUGCCAAAAAGAAGAAAAAACGACGCAUGGCUGGCAAUGCGACUGAUGAUGAUGGUGGAAACGGUGGCGAUGAUAAGAAUGCGACAUCAUCUUCAUCUGCGACAAGACCUUGAUGUCGGCACAAAAAGACGAAAAGAAAUGGUCUGCUGCUGCGACUGUUUCAUCGCCAGCUGUUGUUCUGUCGCCGUGUGCCACGCUUUCAACGUCCAUGUCGCAGUCGCAGAGCCUCCUGCCACAGUUAACAAAAUGCAGAUACAGAUGCAGAUCCUGAUCCUAAUCCAUGUUGCAUGUUUAGUAAUAUUUUUAUACAAUUAGUAAAGUAACUAAAAAACAAAACGAAAAUAAUAAUGCUGCUGUAAAAAAUAAUGAUAUUUGAAUUGAAUUAUCGUCGGCUGAGCCAAAAACACAGUCCGCUUAAACAUUAGCCUAAAGAACGGAAACAGUUGAUGAUUAUUUCUAUUUAACUUCAACUAUAAUUAGCCAACGACUUAAAUGCAACAUAAAUAAACUGAGUAUAUUUGUAAAAAACAAAACAACUGCAUUUUUAAUUCAUUUACCCCACUAACCUUUAUAAACAAAAAUAAAACAUACAUUCAUUAUUCAAUGUCCCCAACUAUUGCCUCCAUUUGCAUAAUCAAAUACUUGACGCUUUUGUUUUUAUACAAAUUAAUUAUAUUUUCUUUUAUUUUCAAUCUUUAUACAAAUUGUUUUCGAAUCAACUUAAAAGAAAAUCAUGUUCAAAAUCAUAUAACUAGCCUUGAGAAGGAUUGGAAACUAAAAUUGGAAAGUGUAAUAUUUUUGACAUAAACAAUUGGACAAAAACGAAAUAUUUAAAUAAUAAAAUUUAUUUAUGGAACAUAUAAGUAAGCACAUGUUCGCUUUUUAAAAAAAUCACCUUUAAUUUGCUACAAUUUGUUAUUCAUAUAUAAUUAUUUAAAAAGUUGUAUUCCCACGCACUUUUCAAUUUCAAUUUGCCCGCAUUGUGUUUUUUUUUUGUGUUCUGUUGUUUUUUUGUUUCUUUGCGAAUUGGUUAGAGAAGAGAAUUGUUUGCAUUUUGUUUUGUUUGUUGGUAGUUU
This is a messenger RNA of Drosophila sulfurigaster albostrigata, 2338 nucleotides long. RefSeq names its product bifunctional arginine demethylase and lysyl-hydroxylase PSR (gene PSR). The coding region runs from base 122 to 1375 and encodes 417 amino acids. The record is from RefSeq and is a predicted model, not a curated record. Gene Ontology annotation, cellular component: cytoplasm; nucleus. NCBI's taxonomy places the organism in Eukaryota, Metazoa, Arthropoda, Insecta, Diptera, Drosophilidae. The transcript has a single exon. Gene Ontology annotation, biological process: phagocytosis. Gene Ontology annotation, molecular function: histone H4R3 demethylase activity; P-TEFb complex binding.